This is a messenger RNA of Leptopilina heterotoma, 1625 nucleotides long. Its product is annotated as coilin. Gene Ontology annotation, cellular component: Cajal body. Bases 120 to 1361 code for a protein of 413 amino acids. The transcript has 5 exons. Gene Ontology annotation, molecular function: U1 snRNA binding; U2 snRNA binding. Gene Ontology annotation, biological process: spliceosomal snRNP assembly. The record is from RefSeq and is a predicted model, not a curated record. Lineage: Eukaryota; Metazoa; Arthropoda; Insecta; Hymenoptera; Figitidae.
UAGGUUAGUUUACCGGUAUUUAUUAGCAGUAGUAGCAGUCAAGUCUUUCGAUUUUCUUUCUCCUUCUUUUGUUAAAUAUAAUAAUUUUCUUUUCAUUUUAAAAGAGAAGAAAAAAAAUAAUGGAUAAAACAAAAGUUAAUUUUCGCGUUAAAGUUGAUCUCUCCAAGUUUUUUCAAGAUAUUCGUAAAAUCAGUUGGAUUUUUGUCGACACAUCAAGGACAUCAUGCAUCAAACAAUUGAAAGAUCACAUUGCAAAAGUCUUCGAUAUUCAGGAAUCUUUUUAUCUUUCAUGCGAAUCAACGUAUCUACCAUGCAAGGAAGACGUUCGCAUUGUACAAUAUGAUAAUCUCAUAACCCUUAUGCCCGGAACCUCUGUAGUAAAUAAUGAUAACAAUUCAGUCAGCACCUUCGAUGAGAAAGAAGUACAAACAGAUAAUUCAAACGAAGAUGCCAACAUGACCGUUCUCUCUGGAAAUACAAUACCAGGGACAACGACAAACAAUACAAUGUAUCAUAGUCUUCUAGAAGAAUCAGAAGCCGGUAGUCCGGCGGAAUCAAAAGAAACUGACAGUAUGAUGACAGAAGAUUACAGUUUCGAUACAGCAACACCAGCAAAAAGAAAACGAUCACGACGAAAGAGAAUCAAGAGACUCGACACUUCAACAUCAAAAAUUGACAAAACUCCAUUGGAGGAUAAACGAAAACCAAAAAUCAUCGACCAAAUUGUAUUAGGUAGUGGUAAACACAUUCGUUUCAGUAAUCAAGACGAAGAAAUUAAAUCACCAAUUAAUAAUGUUUCAAAUACAGCAGAAUUUCAAAAUAAAUGCAUCGAAUCUCCGAUUAGUAAAACAUCAUCAUCAAACAGUUUGGAUGCUCUCCUAAGUUUAAAACAAUGUUCAACACCCCUGACAUUUUCAUGUGCGAAAGUUAAUAAACAAGUUAUGAAACCCUCAAAAAUGGUUUCUGUUAUUAAUGAAGAUGUCGAAAAUCUUACGGAAUCUGACAGAAACAUUGUGACGCAAAUUGAAAAGAGUUUUGAUGUUAAUUUCGAAAAUGUUGAUGUGGAAAAAUGUCCACCUUUACUGAAAGGUGCACAAGUGAGGGAUAUUAUUGCUUUCAAGAUGUUCAAAAUGGGAGAGAACUACACACCGCAAAUUUCGAACUUUAUCUUCGGAAGAGUCGUCGAUUCGCAUCCGAUUACAAAACAGUACACGAUUCAAAUUUUACGUGGCCUAGAAGAAAUCGAAGAGCCGAAAGGAAAACUAACCCUUCCCACAGAUGAAGAAGAAACACAAUCUGAUAUAAUCAAAGUUUACGAAAAUCAACUUUUAGAAACAAGAUUAAUAUCUAGAAAGGAGUAAUUCGUUACGUUUAUCAUUUUAUUAACAAGACUUCCGCAUUUAUCGACAAAUUAUUUUCUUUUUGUUUGUUAUUAGUUCAUUUUAAAUGUGUUAAAAGAAAUAUAUAUAUUAUUAUGACGACGAAAUCAUCACGAUUUAUCUUAAUUCCAAGAAAGAAUCGGACAAACACAUUCAAAGUUUGCACUUUUUCUUUUGAGAAAAACACUCGAAAAAAUUUCCAAACUAAAAAUUUUUAAUUUAAAUAAAAUAAGCAAAGAAAAAAAG